AUGAAACCGUGGGCCUGGUUUGCAUUCUGCCUUCUGCUAGUGACAGACCCUCUUCGCUGUACAGAUUACGAAUGUCGAACCAUUCACCGAGAGGGCGGGAACCUGUGGUGGAACUGCUCGGACACGCUCUAUCCUGAAUUCCCUCACCCGGACGAGAUCCCGAAAGGCGUCAGUUUGAUAGAUCUGAGUUACAACAGGAUUUUGGACCUACACCGGAUAAACAUCACGUGUGACGGAUACCCAAAGUGUAACGCGUGUUUGGCAGUGUUGGAUCUCAGGGACAAUGAGAUAGAAUCGAUAGACAAAGACACUUUCCAGUCUUUGUUUUGUCUGCACCAGCUCGAUCUUUCGCACAACAGGAUCAAAGGGGAAAUAAUAAACGAAGAGACUUUCCAAGGACUACACAAACUGAAAUCUUUAUCCUUAAAAGGGAAUCCUCUGGUUUCUGUACCAGACAGUUCCUUUCUGUUUACAGAGCUUGGCGAUUUAGUUCAUCUUGAUUUAUCGAACUGUAAAAUAUCGACUAUCGAAAAACUUGCGUUGUCGGAGCUCAAUGUUUUAGAAUACAUUGAUCUGAGUGGAAAUGAACUGGUUACUAUUGACCCGGAAGUGUUUAGAGGUCUUCAUUUCCUGCACACUCUUGACCUCAGACAUAACAAACUGGUGAAACUAGGUGCGGAGAGUUUUGAACCUCUUCUUGUUUUACAGACGUUACUUCUCGAUGAAAACCACAUCGAGGUGAUCCACCCAAAGGCGUUUGACGGGUUAGGCAUUCUUGAGACCCUUUCUCUAGGAACCAAUCGGCUCAAACAAAUUCCAUUCCUUGCUUUGCGGGCGAUGAACAACCUUCAGCUGUUUAACUUCAGCGCAAAUGUCGCUGGGACCUUAUCCCAGAGUCCAGUUCGGGAUCUGAAACUGGCCAUCACAACGCUGAUCAUAGAAGACAUGGACACGCUACACGACAUAGGCAACCACGCCUUCAGUGCGCUCCAUCAGCUGAGAUACGUGCACAUCACCCGCAACAAGUUUCUCAGCAGCAUCGGCCACGACGUGUUCAGCUCGAAGCACCUGCGUGAAGUGUUUCUCAACGACAACGGACUCCUGGGACUGCACGAGGACCUGCUGUCAUGGGAUGACCUUGACGAGCUGACCUUGCAGAACAACCGCUGGAGGUGUGACUGUAACCUCAAGUGGAUGCUGGAGAGCUCGCGAUUCAACUACUCCAUAACAUGCCGUACGCCCGAUAAAUACAGAGGACGUGAUUUAAUGACCUUGACCUCUAGUGAUCUCCGCUGUCCAAGGUCGCUUCUUACCAUCUUCAUCAGCUGCAUUUUGGGCAUUGUCGCUAUAUCCCUGGUAGUGGCAGCCAUUUUGUGUUGGAAAUACAGACGUCAUAUCCGGCUCCGGAGAGUAAAAGGGAAAUACAUAUCUGUGUAUCAGAAGGAUGUGGGUGACGAACCGACAACCAGAAUAGAACUGGAAGAGACUGAUUUGGUCAGCAAAUACGCCACUGAUGACUGA
Messenger RNA from Gigantopelta aegis, 1521 nucleotides. Its product is annotated as leucine-rich repeat-containing G-protein coupled receptor 5-like. Gene Ontology annotation, molecular function: protein binding. Bases 1 to 1521 code for a protein of 506 amino acids. Lineage: Eukaryota; Metazoa; Mollusca; Gastropoda; Neomphalida; Peltospiridae. Gene Ontology annotation, cellular component: extracellular matrix. The record is from RefSeq and is a predicted model, not a curated record. The transcript is spliced from 2 exons.